AUGAAGUCAAGUGAUCCAUCGAAGGAUGAACUCGAGAAGAAACUCGCUCAAGCACUGUCCGUUCCUUUCGUUGUUAGUUUUGGUGUCGCUCAUACGCUUGCGUGUCUCACCACCAUUGCUCGCCUUAUCCACCGGUACCGGCGCCGACAGCUUUGGUGGGACGACCUCUUCGCGCUGGUUGCAAGUGUCGCUUCUCUCUUCCUCGUAUGCACUACGGUUGCAGCAAAGGCCGCGCCAAAAGGUGGCUACUCCAUCCAAGUGCAAGCACUUCUCUUUUGGUGCGGUUUCUUUCUGACAACAACCGUCGUUUGGUCCAGUAGACUCUCAAUCCUAUCCACUGUCAUUUACUUCCUUCCUCCUGGGCGAAACCGCUUGAUCACAGUCUACUCCUUCGCAAUCCUUUGCGUCGGUUAUCUUACAGCGCUGGUUUCCAAGAUUUUUUACAGCGGGAUACCGGUCCGUUUACUUCCACAACCUCCGUUCUGCAAGGAAGUCGCCAUACUCAACAUCGUCCUCGAUACCAUUGCGACAGUGUGGCUUGUCGGUUGGCCAGCUUACAUCCUUGCUCGGAUGAAGCUUCGAAAACCAGUUCGCCGGCUGUUCACUGUCUGCUUUUCAUGUACUGCCUGUCUUGCUGCCAUGGACAUCUUUCAUGGCGUCAAUGUUAUGACCCAUUCCCGCCACCUCUUUUUAUCCUCCCAUCUUGAGUUACUCUUCUCCGUCCUCGUGGCCAAUAUCGUCGUCGUCGCCGCCUAUGUUUAUCGGACAUUCAACGGCAUUAGUAUAGAGUCUGAGGAAUCGGGUGAGCCCUCGGACCACUCUACUGGUACUAAAGUGCACGCACACGGUGCUGCAACGCAGUAUCCUACAGACCGCAGAGCCACAUCAUAUGAAGCUACGAGUUCCUCGAUAGGUCCUUUCACUACGAUAUACACUGGUGAGACCGGCGGGCCUGAUUUCGAGCCUGCUCACACUGUAGUGGGGUCUUCUUCGCGAUCGUAG
Coprinopsis cinerea okayama7#130 is the source of this 1002-nucleotide messenger RNA. RefSeq lists its product as hypothetical. NCBI's taxonomy places the organism in Eukaryota, Fungi, Basidiomycota, Agaricomycetes, Agaricales, Psathyrellaceae. The coding region runs from base 1 to 1002 and encodes 333 amino acids. The transcript is spliced from 7 exons. The record is from RefSeq and is a predicted model, not a curated record.